UCUUUCAGUUCAGUAAACUCGUUGGUUGUAGAUAGUUUGUGAUUAAUCUAUAAGAAACAUCAAACAAGUGUUUCUCUCCAACUAUAGUACUAUAAUUUAUAAAUAGUGAGAGUCGCAUACAAGAAAGUGAAAGAAAGUGAUAUAAUUUACUCACAAUUAUUAUUUAAAUUUAAAAAAUUUUUUCAUUCAAGAUAUUAGAACUGUUCGAUAAUUAUUUCCAAUUCAAAUGUUGUCAAUUAAUAGAGUUAUUUUUUAUCAACGUUCCUUUUUUUCCAGUUCCCUUUUUUAAGGAUCUACAAAGGUGUGCGAUAGUUCUCUAUUUUUAAUAUUAGGCAGUGAUGGCAAAAUUAAAAGUAGCCAUAAUCGGACAAAGUAAUUUUGCAGCAGAAGUGUAUAAAUCAUUAAAACAAGAUGGACAUCUCAUUACUGGUGUCUUCACAAUUCCCGAUAAGGGAAAUCGAGAAGAUCCACUUGCCAUUACAGCAAAAGAAGACGAUGUACCGGUUUUCAAAAUUAAAGCCUGGAGAAGUAAAGGAAAGACUCUACCAGAAAUACUCAAUCUUUAUAAAGAAAUUGAUGUCGAUUUAAAUGUAUUGCCAUUUUGUACUCAAUUUAUUCCAAUGGAGGUGAUAAAUCAUCCACAACAUCGUAGUAUUUGUUAUCAUCCAUCUAUUUUGCCCAGACAUCGUGGUGCCAGUGCAAUCAGUUGGACGCUCAUUAAUGGUGACAAAGUUGCUGGUCUUUCAAUCUUCUGGGCAGACGAUGGUCUUGACACUGGACCUAUUUUAUUGCAAAAAACUUGUCCAGUGAAUCCAAAUGAUACCUUAGAUAGUUUAUACAACAACUUUUUGUAUCCUGAAGGAAUAAAAGCCGUAGCCGAAGCAGUAAAUCUUGUUUCCAUUGGAAAAGCUCCCAAGAUUGCUCAAACCGAAGAAGGAGCUACAUACGAUCCAAUUUUAACCAAACAUGAACUUCAGAGAUUAGACUUUUCGAAAAAAUCAGUGGAAGAUGUACAUAAUUUUAUAAGAGGUCUCGACAGUGCAUUUGGAGCAUGGACUUUGAUAAAUGGAGAAGAAAUUCGUCUUUAUGGGAGUACAAUAUGGGAUAAAAAAAUACCACAAGGUGAUAAUGUUGAUGUAGACGGUCGCCUUGGUAUUGUUCACGAUGAUGGUCUUCUUAUUAAAAUCAAUGAAAAUAAUUAUAUCAAUGUGGAAAGACUGAAAAUUGGCAAUAGAACAAUUAUCGCUAGUAAAUUUGGCAAACAAUUGGAUAAUAAUCAAAAUAUUGAAUUUACUGCUGAAGAAACAUGUCAAAUUGAUACUGUACGAAAUAUUUGGGAAAGUAUUCUAAAGACGGAGAUUUCGGAUGACACUGAUUUUUUUGCCUGUGGAGCUGGAAGUAUGGAUGUCGUGAGAUUAGUAGAAGAAGUCAAGGAUUCGGUGGGAAUUUCUCUUCAAAAUACCGAUGUUUUUAUGGCACCGAUUUUUGGUGAAUUUGCAAGAACAAUGAUUUUAAAGGGACGUGGUGAUUCAGCACAAUUGGAAAUUAAAUACGAUCCAGUGGAAUUAAGAGCUAAUAAUAAGGAUCUAAAAUUCCCGAGACAACUAUUUAUUGAUGGUCAAUUUAUCAAUGGUCAAGGAAAGCCAAUUGAGACAAUAAAUCCUCACGAUGAGAGUGUUAUUUGUUCGGUUGAGUCAGCAGCACCUGAAGAUGUUGAUCUCGCAGUAAUUGCGGCUAAACGUGCUUUCGAAGAAGGCGAAUGGAGUAAAAUUAGCGCAAGGGAACGAGGAGUCCUUCUCUUCAGACUCGCUGAUUUGAUGGAUGAGCAUAAAGAGGAAUUAGCAACAAUCGAGAGCAUCGAUUCGGGAGCAGUUUAUACUUUAGCAUUAAAAACACAUGUUGGAAUGUCAAUUGAAACAUGGAGAUAUUUUGCCGGUUGGUGUGAUAAAAUUCAAGGAUCAACGAUACCAAUUUCACAUGCGCGACCAAAUAGAAAUUUAACAAUCACACGAAAGGAGCCAAUUGGUGUUUGUGCUUUGAUAACGCCAUGGAAUUAUCCUUUAAUGAUGCUCUCAUGGAAAAUGGCUGCUUGUUUGGCGGCGGGAAAUACUGUUGUUAUGAAACCAGCACAAACGUCACCAUUGACUGCAUUGAAAUUUGCUGAGCUUGCAGCCAAGGCUGGUAUUCCCUCGGGUGUAAUUAAUAUUAUUCCCGGAAGUGGUUCAAUCACUGGCAAUGCAUUGGCAAAUCAUCCCAUGGUGCGAAAAUUAGGAUUCACUGGUUCCACGGAAAUUGGACAAGUUAUAAUGAGAUCGUGUGCCGAUAGUAAUUUAAAGAAAGUCUCUCUUGAAUUAGGUGGUAAGAGUCCACUCGUUAUAUUUGAGGACGCUGAUUUGCAGCAUGCGGUUAGAGUCGCGAUGAGCAGUGUUUUCUUUAAUAAAGGCGAAAAUUGCAUUGCUGCAGGUCGUCUUUUCGUGGAGGAGACAAUACACGAUGAGUUCUUGAAGAAAGUUGUUGAGGAAACGAAAAAACUAUCAAUUGGCAAUCCAUUGGAUCGUGGAACAGCACAUGGACCUCAGAAUCAUAAGGCUCAUUUGAUGAAAUUAAUUGAAUUCACAAAAAAAGGUCUUGAGGAUGGUGCACGUUUGGUUUACGGUGGUAAACAAUUAAAUUGUCCUGGUUUAUAUUUUGAGCCAACAAUUUUUACUGACGUCACAGAUGAUAUGUUUAUUGCAAGAGACGAAUCAUUUGGUCCAAUAAUGAUAAUUUCCAAAUUUACAUCGAAAGAUCUUGAUCGUGUGGUGACUCGGGCAAAUUCCACAGAAUAUGGCCUUGCAGCUGGUGUCCUUACAAAGGAUAUUUCGAGAGCCUUAAGAUUUGCCGAAAAAAUUGAGGCAGGCACUGUGUUCGUUAAUACAUAUAAUAAAACAGAUGUUGCAGCACCUUUUGGUGGUUUUAAAAAAUCCGGUUUUGGCAAAGAUUUAGGCCAGGAAGCACUCAAUGAAUAUCUGAAAACAAAAACAAUUACUAUCGAGUACUAAUUCUUUUUUUGUGCUCAUUAUAAAAAUUUUAUUUUGAAUUUAAUAAUAAAAAACAAAUUGUGCAAUUUUCAUUAUAAUUUAUAGAAAUAAGUAAUUUUAUAAGCUGUUAUUCAUUAUAUAAUUUUUUUUGUACCAUAUAGAAUAUAUUUUUUAACUAAUGUUAUACAUAUUUUAUGAAACUGUUAAUAAAUAAUAAUAUUUCUAAAAAAA
This is a messenger RNA of Leptopilina boulardi, 3251 nucleotides long. RefSeq names its product cytosolic 10-formyltetrahydrofolate dehydrogenase. Bases 339 to 3041 code for a protein of 900 amino acids. Gene Ontology annotation, biological process: one-carbon metabolic process; biosynthetic process; 10-formyltetrahydrofolate catabolic process. Lineage: Eukaryota; Metazoa; Arthropoda; Insecta; Hymenoptera; Figitidae. The record is from RefSeq and is a predicted model, not a curated record. The transcript has 9 exons. Gene Ontology annotation, molecular function: aldehyde dehydrogenase (NAD+) activity; formyltetrahydrofolate dehydrogenase activity. Gene Ontology annotation, cellular component: cytoplasm.